Priceomyces carsonii is the source of this 1611-nucleotide messenger RNA. RefSeq names its product Jip5p (gene JIP5). Gene Ontology annotation, cellular component: nucleolus. Bases 1 to 1611 code for a protein of 536 amino acids. The record is from RefSeq and is a predicted model, not a curated record. Gene Ontology annotation, biological process: positive regulation of transcription by RNA polymerase I; rRNA processing. Gene Ontology annotation, molecular function: protein binding. The transcript has a single exon. NCBI's taxonomy places the organism in Eukaryota, Fungi, Ascomycota, Pichiomycetes, Serinales, Debaryomycetaceae.
AUGGGAAAAAAGUAUAAGAAUGGGUCAAAAAAGACCUCUACUGUGCAAGAGUCUUCUGUGUCUCCAAUAGUAGAAUUGAAUUAUCCAGAACCUUUAUUUUCCGUUGCAGCUCAUCCUACCCAGCCCAUUUUAGUAUCUGGAUUGGCCACCGGCCAUGUUUAUUGUAACAAGUACGAUGAUGAGAGACUUGAAGAGAGCCAAGCAGCAGAGAAGGAAAGAAUCUUUUCACAUAUAAAGCAUCUCCUGAAAUCUGAAUUAUCAGGAUCCAGUCUGUCAGAUUUACAAGGAUUUCAGAAAUGGUGGACAGUAGUGGAAGACUUAGAUUCGAUAGACAAUUCUAAUAUGUUUACGACUGCCUGGAAGACAAAAAGACACAAGCUGUCCUGUCGUUCGAUUAUAUUUGACCCUCUUGAAGGAUCAGCAGGCAAUUAUAUAUUCUCUGUUGGAACUGACCAUAUUAUUAAAAAAGCAGAUACAGAAACAGGAAAAGUCGUUUCAAAGACGUCCGUAUCUCAGUAUUUUGAAGAUGAAAAAGAUGCGGUUACAAGGCUACUGCAUUCAACUUCUCACAACUUCUUAUUAUCUGGAACGGAGAAUGGACAUGUCUUUGUUAACGAUAGUAAGGAUUUAUCCUCCAAGUUGAAGUUCAAAGUUACGAGUGCUCAUGAUGACGCAGUUAAUCAUAUCUUACCGAUGCCAUCAGUAUCGGCAUAUCACUAUCUUACUCUAGGAUCUACUACGCUAUCUCAUAUUGAUAUACGUAAGGGAAUUGUGACUCAAUCAGAUGACCAGGAAGAUGAACUACUUAGUAUGUGCUACCCAGCAGAUGAUUCUCUGAGUGAUACAGUUCUAGUAAGUCAUGGAGAGGGAAUCGUAACGAUAUGGAAGAACUCUAAAAACAAAUUAAUGGACCAGCUAUCGAGAAUUAAAAUUAACAAGUCUACGUCAGUUGAUGCCAUUAUAUCAAGUAUGAACUGCGACGACGACGAGAUGGCUGCCUCUGUGUGGUGUGGUGGUAGUGAUGGAAUGUUAUAUCGCGUGAACUACAAAAAGGGAAAGAUCGUGGAGACCAGAAGGCACUCCAUGGCAGCAGGGAAAUAUGGUGCAGUUGAUGAGGUUGGAUCCUUAGACAUUGAUUACAACUAUAGAUUAAUAAGUGCCGGAAUGGACACCUUGAAGAUCUGGUCUGGCGAAGAACAAACACAAAUAGAAAGCGAAGCAGAAGAUUCUGAAAGCGAAUCGCUUGAUAGUGAUGAUCUGGACGAUUCUAAGUGGAGUGGUAUGUCUGAUUCUGGUUUUUCGGACAAAGACUCGAAUAAAGAUUCAGACGAGGAAGAACAAAAAGAAGAAAAGGAGGCGCGUGGAGAAUCAGACGAACUGGAAGACGAUGACGAUGACGAAGAACAAGAACAAGAAGACGAACUGGAAGAAGAAGAAGAGAUCACACCAAAUAUAGUGCGCAAGAAGAGAUUCACUUUAAAAUCGCUAGACCUGAGCUCAAAAGAACCAAAGAAAAAGAAAUCAAAGAUUGAAGAGACUAAAAGUCAGCCAAAAGAGAAAAGAAUAGAGCCCAGCGUCGAACAUGGAAUCAGGAAGUUUGACGAUUUGUAA